Molecule: messenger RNA, 1888 nt
Organism: Suillus fuscotomentosus
Lineage: Eukaryota; Fungi; Basidiomycota; Agaricomycetes; Boletales; Suillaceae
Product: major facilitator superfamily domain-containing protein
Exons: 15
Coding region: 132-1463 (443 amino acids)
Biological process (GO): transmembrane transport
Cellular component (GO): fungal-type vacuole membrane
Molecular function (GO): transmembrane transporter activity
Source: RefSeq, a predicted model, not a curated record
CACGUACUACGGUAACCGUCUCGACGUCUCUGUACUUGUUCCAAACUUCCCUCAGUUAUCUUUUGUCAUCAAGGAUAGAUAAAAGGAUCAAAAUUUAGUUUCAUCGUGUGUGCAAGUCAACCGUUACAUCAAUGGCAGUCGAAACCAAACCUGAAACACUUGUUCCGGAACUCUGGAGUGCACAGGAGCACAAAGGGGGGUCAGAGGAGCUGGGAGUUGAAUACUCACUCUCUAAGGACUCCGACCUGUCUUUGGUCUUGCAAGAGUUUCCAGAAGGUGGUCUUGCCGCUUGGUCCACUGCUUUUGGAUCGUUUCUCAUAUUGUUCUGCAGUUGGGGUUACAUCGCAUCAUUUGGUGUCUACCAAGACUUCUAUACUGGAAAUUAUCUCGCAAAUGAGACAUCAUUUGCUAUUUCAUUCAUUGGGAGCUUCAAUACAUUUUUAGGCACCUCUGUGAGCCUUGUAUCAGGCACACUAUACGAUCGAGGUUAUUUUUACCAUCUUGUCAGUUACCGGGUCGCUGCUGCAGAGUUUCUCUCUCUUCAUGCUGUCAUUGGCGAAGCCCAAUCAAUACUAUCAGGCUUAGGCUCAGGUAUCGCGUUGGGGUUGCUGUACAUCCCGAGCCUGGCCAUCGUCUCGCAUUAUUUCAGACGGAAACGCACACUGGUGAUGGCAUUCGUUACUAUGGGCUCAUCGCUGGGUGCUAUCGUCCAUCCAAUUAUGCUUAAUAAUCUCCUGAAUGGGCGCCUUGGUUUUGCCAACGGUGUACGUGCAAGUGCAGGGUUAGUUAGCGCGCUCCUUUUGAUUGCAUGCUUGUGUAUGCGAACACGCCUUGAUCCGCCGACGACACCAGUGAACUAUAUCGUGGCAGCUAGAAAGUGUCUUCGUGAUAUUCCGUUCUUUUUCGCGACAGUAGGGGCGUUUCUUUUCCAGAUUGGCGUUUACUACCCGACAUUUUUUCUUCAACUCGAUUCUACCCAACAUGGUAUCAGCAUCACCUUUUCGUCUUACUCUCUUGUGAUUUUAAACGCGUCCAGCUCUGUGGGACGAGUUUCAGCAGGAUAUAUCGCAGGGUAUAUAGGAGUCCUCAACUUGACCGUGAUUUCGGCAAUCUCGUGCGGAUUGAUACUUUUGGGCACUAUUGGAUUGAGUAGCCUGGCCAGCGUCGUUAUCAUUGGUGUGCUUUUUGGCUAUUUUCAAGGGGUGUACACUGCGUUAUUGAGUCCACUUAUGGCUACCCUAACACACAACCCCUCUGAGCUUGGCGGGUGGAUGGGUAUCAGUUUCUUUCUUGGCGGAUUCGGAAGUUUGAUUGGAACACCCAUAUCCGGUGCCCUACUUACAUCAAAUUAUAUUUGGUGGAGACCCGCUCUGUUCUCUGGGAUCGCUGCACUGGCCGGUGCCGCAAUGUACAUUUUCAUGCGGCUCGUUCACAUUAGAGUGCAGAAGCAGAAUGAAUCAUGAUGAUUACCGCUGCACGGCUCCUUUCUGCUUGUCUCUAUGGCGUAUGUAAUUUGAUUAUAGUAACAAUUCGUUAUACUGGGCCGGAUUUUGCGUGACGCGGAUGUGACGCGGCACUGACGAUCCUUGACGCGGCCACUGACGCGCCAUUCCUAUAUUCUAUAUCCAACUUCCAGAUCAAGUUGGAUGAGUUCACGACCAUUCUUUUGUUAUUUUAUUUGCCUCAGAGCCAUGUACAACUAGGUAUACAUAAGCCAAUGACUAUUUUCUUUUCCUCCCUCUCUGGACCCUUCGAGCCUGUGGAGCACAUCGACGUUUAACGGGCGGACAUUCUUCAACAGGCAGAGAAGGAACUACAGCUUCGGAUAGCUCAUCUGCAGACUCCAAAGAUGUAACAUCAGAGUUAUCACUGAAUAAGGGGCCGCGCU